CUGCAACCGUUAGAAGAAAAUAGUAUCCUGUGUUUGAAAGUUCUAUUUCGUUUGUUUAUAUACUCUGCGGUUAAUGAGACUGUUAUUGAAUAUUAAAAGUACUUGCUUGAUUUUUAGCUGAAUUUCAGUAUGAGUUUUACUUUUGGUGCAGGAGGGCAACAGCCUGCAGGACAACAACCAAAUUUUACAUUUGGACAACAGCAGCAACAGCAAAAUAAAGGUUUUGGUUUUGCAUCAACCCCUUCAUCUGGAGGAUUUGGAUUUGGUACUCCUGCAACUACUGCUUCCACUGCUUUUAGUUUUGGUGCUCCAACAACAUCUGCUAACACUGGUUUUCAAUUUGGUGCUCAAUCAACCACAUCUUCUGGGGGCUUUUCAUUUGGUGCACCUGCAACUACUACAGCAAGUUCUGGUUUCUCAUUUGGUGCUGCACCUAAUGCUGUUGCUUCGACUUCUUCUGGUUUUGGUUUUACCUCAGGAACUUUGCAAAGUGGAGGUGGAUUAUCAUUUGGUACACCAGCUGCUACAGGAACUGGCUUUGCAUUUGGUUCUACACCUGCUACUACUACUGCAAAUACUGGAUUUGCUUUUGGUUCAACUCCAGCUUCAACAGCUAAUACUGGAUUUACUUUUGGAUCUACGCCUGCAACAACAGCAAACACUGGGUUUGCCUUUGGUGCUACACCAGCUACUUCAACUACAGGGUUUGCCUUUGGCACUACACCAGCAACUUCUGCAAAUACUGGAUUUGCUUUUUCUACCCCAGCAACUUCUGCAAGUACUGGGUUUGCCUUUGGAGCUACACCAGCUUCUACAGCAAGUACUGGAUUUGGUUUCGGAACACAGCCUGUUACCACUACAACAGGCACUGGAUUUGGUUUUGGUGCACAACCUGCUACUACCACUGCAAGUUCUGGAUUUGCUUUUGGCCAACCACAGCCUGCUGCCACUACUGCGACUACAGCCUCUCCAUUUAAUUUAAGCACUGCAGCUGCUCCACCAGCAUCAACAACUGGUUUUGCAUUUGGAACUCCUCAAAAUACUACUUCAUUUAGUGGUUUUGGUAUGCCUACUGCUACAAGUGCCAGCACUUUUGGUGGCUUUGGAAUGGCUGCUAGUACUACUUCUGCAACUAGUGCAGUUCCAUCAAGCACUCAAGCAACUUCAGUGCCAACUGUAGGUUUUGGAAUAGGAACUACUACUUCAUCAGCUACAAGUACCACACAACCUGCUCUGUCUUCAACUGGCUUUCAGUUUGGAACUCCUGCAACUACUGCUGCCACAACAACAACUGCCCCAGCCCAAUUUUCAGGUUUUGGAUUUAGUACUACACAAACUACUACUACAAGUAGUACUGCCAGCUCAUUCCAACUUCCAACUGCUACAACUUCUGCUUCUGGUUCCUUAAUGUUUGGCGGGAAUGCUCCUAGUACUACAAGUACAGCUCUUGCAUCAGUUACCCCUCAAGCAACUGUGGCUCCUUCUUUGGGCACUUCUCAACCUAGUGCAUCUGUUGCACCUGCUUUCUCUUUUGCUCCUGCAUCAACUUCUCUGAGCAGUUCAACAUCUACUGGAUUUUCUUUUCCUGGAUUGAAAACAGCAACAUCCACUACCACAGCAACAACUACAGCUCCUUCUUUAUUUGGUGCUCCAACAUCUCUUUCUUCAGCUUCAUAUGUAUCAUCUGCUAUAACUUCAGCAGUAUUGAGCACUACCACGACAGUAACAUCUAGUGCGGCAUCUCCAGCCACUAUUAAUUUUAGACAGUUAGAAGAUUCAAUUAAUAAAUGGAAAAUUGAACUGGAAGAGCAAGAAAAAGUUUUUUUGAAUCAAGCCACUCAAGUAAAUGCUUGGGAUAGGUUGUUAAUCUCGAAUGGAGAAAAAAUUACACUUCUGAAUGAUGCAGUUGAACGAGUGAAAUUGGAUCAGCAAAGAUUAGAUCUAGAAUUAGAUUUUAUCUUAGCACAGCAAUCUGAAUUGGAAGAAUUGCUCAAUCCUCUAGAAAAAUCAAUCGAAUCAACUCCAAAUAUCCAUAUGCAACAACAUGCUGAUUUAGAAAGAGAACAUACGUAUCAUCUUGCAGAAAGCAUUGAUGCUCAAUUAAAACGCAUGUCAGAAGAUAUCCGGGAGAUUAUUGAACAUGUAAAUACUGCUAAUAAAGUCCAAGAUGAUAAUGAUCCUGUACAACAAAUUGCUAAAAUUCUUAAUGCUCACAUGGAUGCCUUGCAAUGGAUCGAUCAAAAUACAGUUGCUGUUCAAAGACGAUUGGAAGGGGUAUCCAAAUUGCAUGAAACUCAGAAAAGAGAAAGUGAAAAAACAUUUAGAGGAACUUAUUAAUUAUAAUUAGAUGAUUUGGAGAUGUUGAAUUUAAUUUGAAAAUUUUUAGUUAAUAAAAUUUUAUUUUUAAUUGA
This is a messenger RNA of Argiope bruennichi, 2411 nucleotides long. RefSeq names its product nuclear pore glycoprotein p62-like. The transcript has 11 exons. The record is from RefSeq and is a predicted model, not a curated record. Gene Ontology annotation, molecular function: phospholipid binding; structural constituent of nuclear pore. Bases 130 to 2337 code for a protein of 735 amino acids. Gene Ontology annotation, biological process: RNA export from nucleus; protein import into nucleus. Gene Ontology annotation, cellular component: nuclear pore central transport channel; nuclear pore. Lineage: Eukaryota; Metazoa; Arthropoda; Arachnida; Araneae; Araneidae.